UUUACGUCACGUGAUGACGCCACAGACCCGGAAGGAAGCCUGUGUUGUCGCAGCAGCUCAGCUGAUCUUCCUCCUAAGCAGACGAACAAAACCUCACAGCUGCUGUUAGCUGUUAUCUGCUAUCUGUUGUGUUGUUGUUGUUGUUGUUGUUGUUGUUUACUUUGCGUCGUCAUCAUGAACGUGACGCUUGCGGUGAAGCAGUACAUCUCCAAGAUGAUCGAGAACAGCGGGCCCGGAAUGAAGGUUCUGCUCAUGGACAAGGAGACGACCAGCAUCGUCAGCGUGGUGUACACUCAGUCAGAGAUCCUGCAGAAGGAGGUCUACCUGUUUGAACGCAUCGACUCUCAGAGCAGAGACAACAUGAAGCACCUGAAGGCCAUCUGCUUCCUGCGACCCACAAAGGAGAACGUGGAGCAUCUGAUCCAGGAGCUGCGGAGACCAAAGUACAGCGUCUACUUCAUCUACUUCAGUAAUGUGAUCAGUAAGAGUGAGAUCAAAGCUCUGGCUGAGGCUGAUGAACAGGAAGUGGUGGCUGAAGUUCAGGAGUUCUACGGAGACUUCAUUGCUGUGAAUCCUCACCUGUUCUCUCUGAACCUGCACGGAGUUGCCAGGGGGCGGAGCUGGGAGUCCUCCAUGUUGUCUCGCUGCACUCAGGGUCUGACCUCCGUCCUACUGGCUCUGAAGAAGUGUCCGAUGAUCCGCUAUCAGCUGUCCUCCGAUAUGUCCAAACGUCUCGGCGAAAGCGUCAAGCAAAUCAUCACCAAGGAGUACGAGCUGUUCGACUUCAGGAAGACCGAAGUUCCUCCUCUGCUGCUGAUCCUCGACCGCAGUGAUGACGCCAUCACACCGCUGCUCAACCAGUGGACCUACCAGGCGAUGGUCCACGAGCUGCUCGGUCUCAACAACAACAGGAUCGACCUGUCCAGAGUGCCGGGGAUCAGUAAAGACCUGAGGGAGGUGGUUCUCUCUGCGGAGAACGACGAGUUCUACGCCAACAACUUGUACUUGAACUUUGGGGAAAUCGGCACCAACAUUAAAAACCUGAUGGAAGAUUUCCAGAAGAAAAGACCCAAAGGACAACAGAAGCUGGAGUCCAUCUCUGAUAUGAAGGCCUUCGUAGAUAACUACCCUCAGUUUAAGAAGAUGUCGGGCACCGUGUCCAAACAUGUGACGGUAGUGGGCGAGUUGUCUCGGCUGGUGUCGGAGCGUCAGCUGAUGGAGGUGUCGGAGCUGGAGCAGGAGCUGGCCUGUCAGAACGACCACUCCAACGCCCAGCAGAGCGUCCGCCGGCUGCUGCAGAAUCCUCGUCUGUCGGAGCUCGACGCCGUCCGGCUCGUCAUGCUGUACGCUCUGAGAUAUGAGCGCCACAGCAGCAGCAUCCUCCCGGCUCUGAUGGAUGAGCUGAGCCGGAGGGGAGUGUCCGAACGCCACCGCAGGAUGGUGAAGUCAGUGGUGGAGUAUGGAGGGAAGAGAGUCAGAGGAAGUGACCUCAUCACGCCAACAGAUGCUGUCGCCAUCACCAAACAGUUCUUCAAAGGCCUCUCAGGUGUGGAGAACGUGUACGCUCAGCACCAGCCGCUCCUCCACGACACUCUGGAUCAGCUGAUUAAAGGUCGACUGAAGGACAGUCAGUUCCCGUACCUGGGAGCCAGCAGCCUCAGAGACAGGCCGCAGGACAUCAUCGUGUUUAUGAUUGGUGGAGCGACGUAUGAAGAAGCUCUGACCGUCUACAACCUGAACCGCAGCACACCUGGAGUCCGGAUCGUCCUGGGAGGAAGCAGCAUCCACAACACCAAGAGUUUCCUGGAGGAAGUGAUGUCAGCGACGGGUCACAGCAGCGACAGAGCACCAGGAGGAAGUGGUCGCCAUGGAAACAGACGCUGAAGCGCUCUCGGAGACAAAAAAACAACAUUCCCUCUGAGUGUCUCUGAGGCGGCGGCCAUGUUUGUUUGUGUGUUUGUUCCAGUGACUCUGUGGAUGAAGUGUAAUGUUCCUUUAAUGUGUCUGAAUGUUUAAGUCGAAAUAAAACGAUAAAGACCUGC
Molecule: messenger RNA, 2042 nt
Organism: Acanthopagrus latus (yellowfin seabream)
Lineage: Eukaryota; Metazoa; Chordata; Actinopteri; Spariformes; Sparidae
Gene: vps45
Product: vacuolar protein sorting 45 homolog
Exons: 15
Coding region: 175-1884 (569 amino acids)
Biological process (GO): vesicle-mediated transport; intracellular protein transport
Cellular component (GO): Golgi membrane
Source: RefSeq, a predicted model, not a curated record